AGAGCUCCGUCAUGGCUUCGGAACCAACAGAAGAAGCCAUUGCGAACUUUGUGAGCUUCACGAGCACAAGUCGCGAACAGGCAAUCAGCUUCCUUAAAGCCAAUGACCUCAAUUCAAAUAAAGCGAUCAAUGCCUACUUCGAAGAUCCCACAGGCGACCCCGCCGCCUUCGCAGACGCUACGGAUCCCAACAAAGGAUUAUCACUUGCUGAGCAGGAGGAGCGUGAGCUACAACAAGCUGUGGCCAUGUCCUUGAACCAAAACCUUGGACAACAGGAGACAGGCGUUACAACUUCGAACAAGUCGAACUUUGGCCGGGCCACCCGUGACUUUUAUGAUGAAGGUGCUUGGGCAAUGACUUUAUUUAACUCUAGCGCUCGCGAAAUUAUCAUCAGUCCAAAUCCGGGAGACCGUAAGAGGGUGGAAGGCGAACCAGCAUUUCUGCGUCCAUCAGAAGACAGUCUAUAUCUAGGCGGGCUGUUGACCAUCCUUAACUCUAUACCCCUGGCUCGGGAAGCUCUCCUGCAGAGAAAUAGGAUCCUCUCAAACUAUGGGCACGACCCGCAGUGGUGGAACGGACAACCAAUAAACCUUCCAAAAAUAGUGACAAUUCAAGAUGCACACGACGGCGACACGGAUUGGGAUGAUAUCAUCUACGAAACACAGAGGCUUAUCGCCUUUCUGGAUAUUACGCAACGCUCCUUUGGUAGCGUGGAUGCUCUUGUAAGUUUAAAGAGCAUGUCUACAUACGACUCGGAAGGCAGCAUAGGCAGGUUUUUGGAAACAUGGCAAGAUGCCGCUGUCCGAGCAGAUCCUGGGAAUCAAUUGGCAACUGUCUUCUCGUCCAAGGCAUAUAAACGACCUCUUACCGUUUACGACACACCUAUACACAAAGAUUUCUUCAUCCUUGAGUCAUUCGUGGACCCUGAGCAUGGUCAAACUCUCUACGAUGUUUUGGAUCGCGCCAUUUGGUCAGACAGGCCUGGUGAAGAGCUUGACGAUGUAUGGUUGGAGCAUAUAGGUGAAAUAUUCACUAUUAGAUUGGAAAGCACCGACAGUACAAAGCCUGUUGAUGUAAAGAUUCCUGCGGUCUUCUACCCUGAUCGAUAUCUCGCCGAUUCCAGAGAUUUUUCUCGCGACUUUCGUGCCCAAAGACUUCAGGAAUAUGACGGAAUAUCCAAAUUAGAAAGCCUGAUCGACCGCUUUUCGGCGUCAAAGUCUGCUAUGCACAGCAGAGGGAUGACUCUGAAGGAAACGCUAGAGAAGGCUGCUUCUGCAGUCUCCGUAACACUGCCCAAGAGCCUUGCAAAUGGCGCGAAUGGGUUGUCUUUGAGCCCGGAGGCGGCAAACGCGGAGGCGAAACGUUUAGCAGAUGAAUUGCGAGAAGUCUCCAGUAAAAUUGAUGAUAAGCUGAAAGCCGCCGAUGAGUGGCAGUGGUGGCGGAUCAGCUUUUCAACAGAUGACGCAAAAGCUCGGCAAGUAGAGUCACAGCAGGGUGAUGCGCCCAGUUCCAAAAAUGCAGACGUCAUUGGAUAUACGGCGCGCAAAGUUCGAGAAAUUGAAGUCCUCAAAGCGGCUCGUGAAGAAUCCAAGAAUGUUUUGCUUGUCUAUGCUAAUGGAAAUGCGAUGAAUUUCCGAGAGGAGCCAAUUCCGUCUCCACUCCAGGAAUUUGUCAAUGCAGACAAUGCAAUAUUUGACGCUGAGUUCAAGGAGCAAGAGCGUGCGGAGGAUGCAUCUGACAGGCAGAAUGAGGAUUCAAACUCCGCCAGUCGCCAGGAUGAGAGCACAGAGAUGAAUGAACUAGCCAAAGAUGAUCAGCGAGAAACUACCUCGGCCGCUGCAAAUACAAUGGGUCUCGAAAAUGAGGCAAUAGCCGGGGCGACGAUUGAAUUACUCGAGUCUCGCCUCCGGCGACUAACCUACCUUCUCACGGGCGACGCAAAUUGGACUGGUGUUCCCACCGCACCCGCGAAACCAGCUUCUUUAGAUGACAGUGUCUCGCGCCGUCUUCUCAGCUUAGAGCGAGAGCUUGAGAGACUUAGUCGAAAUAUCCCCGCAGUGCGGGAUGUGCUUCUUCUCCAUGACCGCUUCCCCGAUCUCUUUCGCCCUACACCACCGCAAACGUUCCCAGAAAACCUGUCAACCCAGAAUCUCGCCUCAAUAGUGUUAUCGUAUGCCUCCGCGUUUCCAGAGACCGCCUCGCGACUCACAUCAUUAAAUGAUCUCCCGAUUCCGGAUACGCAGACAUCGGCCGCCCUCAUCCAGCUUCAGCCGCGAUUGGACCAAUUGGCGCAGGUGCAGGAGGAACAGGCGAAGCAGAUCUCAGAACUACGUGUACGGACAGCGCGAGCUUUACAGCGGUGGUAUGAGAUUGCUUUGGUUGGGGGUGGCGAAUGCUGGGCGGAAUGGGAAGGGCGCCUUGAGGAUGUUGAGCGGGAAGUAAAAAGGGAAGAAGUGGUGAGGGAGCGGAGGGCGAAAGAACUCUGA
Molecule: messenger RNA, 2486 nt
Organism: Aspergillus nomiae NRRL 13137
Lineage: Eukaryota; Fungi; Ascomycota; Eurotiomycetes; Eurotiales; Aspergillaceae
Product: ubiquitin interaction motif protein
Exons: 8
Coding region: 12-2486 (824 amino acids)
Biological process (GO): cytoskeleton-dependent cytokinesis; protein deubiquitination
Cellular component (GO): nucleus; cytosol; dynactin complex
Molecular function (GO): protein binding
Source: RefSeq, a predicted model, not a curated record